Trichobilharzia regenti is the source of this 807-nucleotide messenger RNA. NCBI's taxonomy places the organism in Eukaryota, Metazoa, Platyhelminthes, Trematoda, Strigeidida, Schistosomatidae. The record is from the annotation of a GenBank genome assembly.
UUAGAUGAGAAAUUAAAACAGUUACCUGAAACUAUCUCCAGCUUUGUUGAACAUGCUAUCACAAGAGUGGAAUUAGAUUGUGGAUUACACCUAACAAGAAUUGUACUCGGUUUUCUGACGUGUUCUAAAUAUCCACUAUCAACAGAUGAACUACAUAAUUUAAUCGACAAUUGGUUAUAUGAAUCAAUAGUGGAACAAACAUUUGAAGAUAGUGAUAUUGUUGAUAAUGAAGGAAAAUGCACUGCUUAUUUAGAUCCUUGGAAAGAGUUAAAAGUGCCAAAUGAUGAUGCAUCAGUACACCUUAAUGAUAUGAUUUCAAAUGAAAGUAUUAUACAGGAAGUAAUCUCUGAUCCAUAUUUAAUCGAAAAGCUUAAAUACAAAUGUUUUUCGGCACAACCUCAUUUACCAUCGCUUGCCUUACAUAUUUUGCUAACUGGUCUACAUCCACUACUGUCAGGUUUCAGCAGUGAAGAAAACCUUACUAAUAUGGAUGAUGAUGAUAAUGAAGGAGGUGAAAAUUCAAGGGAGACAAUACCCAAACAAAAUCUUAAUAUAUGGAAUCUUGGAUCAAGGGCUAUAUCUUUCAGAAGUCGUGAAAUAUGUGAUCUAGUCUAUGAUGUUUGUUUUAAACGAUCGAAUGAUACAUCAAAACAUAAACAACUUGGAUAUCACAAGAAUCUGACUAAAUCUAAAAUGUCAGAAAGUGACAGCAAUAAUAAUACUAGUGUAAAGAAAGUAACACUCAAUACAAUACAUCGUAUUUUAGCCAACAGACUUUCAAAUACUAAGGAUAUGGUUUACCACUUG